AAAUGAUGUUCCCCGGUACAAAUGUUUAAUGUUAAUGUCACUUAUCGGACCCUAUCACUUCAUGUUGGUCAAACUAAAUCCAUGCAAACCGAAACAUUUGUGUAGCAAUGUAACAAUAAUUGAAAAGAAAACAUCAUGAGCGUUUUUUUCAAGGUAUUCUAAAGCUAUAUAAUGCAGUUCUUACUUGACCAGACCCUUGUAUGAAACUCGGUUGGAACCCAGUUUAAAAUAAUCCCAAAUGUCAAGUCUGGGAUUAAAGUAACAUGGCAUCAUGCAUUUUUAUGAUUUAAUGACCUGGCAUCAUGCUUUUUUGCAGACCGUUGAACACAUGAAUUUAAGAUUUAUGAUAGUCGUAUUAAUGUGGAUUGGGAUUGAAAGAAUUUCAACAUAGAAACUGUUUAGGGUUUGCCAAAAUCUUUCACUAAACUUGCUUAUCCUGCUUUCCAGGUUAUGACAAAGAUUUAGGAUUACUGCAAAUAAAUUGAUUAAAAAGAUAAUUCCUUUCAAGUGUAAGGAGUCCUGCAACACCCUUCCGAACAUGUCUGCUCACAUUCCGUGUUCCCAUGUGACCGAGUAAAAAUGCCUGACUUUGUUGGAGAGAGGUCUUCUGUUAUUGGUUUAUUGAUAGUACUUUAUUUGAACAAUCAUUACUCUAUUUCUACUCCAUGUUGUCCUCCUCGUAUGUUCCUAUAGCAUAGGGUUGUAACUUGAGAGCAAAUGACAGCUGCUACAGCACUAUUUGAUCCAUGACCUCUUGUCUUGAAAAUUAAAAUCUGCUCCCACCUAGUGGUGUUUACACAAAAUGACAGCUUUGAAUGUCCUGCCUGAUAAAAUAAUUUCAGGUCUUUGGAAUUCCAUUUGGCCCUUUUCCAACAUCUUCCAUUCCUCCUUAACAUGUAUGUUUUUCCAUUGCAGCGUGAGUGUAUUUCUGUUCACGUGGGGCAAGCUGGCGUGCAGAUGGGCAACACCUGCUGGGAGUUGUACUGCUUGGAGCACGGCAUCCAGCCCGAUGGCAGAAUGGCAGAGAAAAAGCAUGACGAGUCCUUCACCACCUUCUUCAGUGAGACCGGCGGUGGGAAGUACGUCCCAAGGGCCAUCUUCGUCGACCUGGAACCCACCGUGAUUGAUGAGGUGCGUACAGGAACCUACCGCCAGCUCUUCCACCCCGAGCAGCUCAUCUCUGGGAAAGAGGACGCAGCAAAUAACUACGCCCGCGGCCACUACACAAUCGGCAAGGAGAUCAUCGACUCUGUCCUGGACAGAAUCCGCAAACUGUCUGAUCAGUGCACAGGUCUCCAAGGAUUCCUGGUUUUCCAUUCCUUCGGCGGCGGUACCGGUUCUGGGUUCACUUCUCUCCUGAUGGAGCGGCUCUCUGUCGACUUUGGGAAGAAGUCCAAGCUUGAGUUUGCCAUCUACCCAGCGCCCCAGGUGUCCACAGCUGUAGUGGAGCCCUACAACUCCAUCCUGACCACCCACACCACCCUGGAACACUCGGACUGUGCCUUCAUGGUGGACAAUGAAGCCAUCUACGAUAUCUGCCGCAGGAACCUCGACAUCGAACGCCCAUCCUACACCAACCUCAACAGGCUCAUUAGCCAAAUCGUGUCCUCAAUCACCGCCUCACUUCGCUUCGAUGGUGCCCUGAACGUCGACCUGACAGAGUUCCAGACCAACUUGGUGCCCUACCCUCGUAUCCACUUCCCAUUGGCCACCUAUGCUCCAGUCAUCUCUGCGGAGAAGGCCUACCACGAGCAGCUCUCUGUGGCAGAGAUCACCAACGCCUGCUUUGAGCCAGCCAACCAGAUGGUGAAAUGUGAUCCUCGCCAUGGUAAAUACAUGGCCUGCUGUCUGCUGUACCGAGGUGACGUGGUGCCUAAAGACGUCAACUCCGCCAUCGCUGCCAUCAAGACCAAAAGAUCCAUCCAGUUUGUGGACUGGUGUCCCACAGGCUUCAAGGUUGGCAUCAACUACCAACCACCAACUGUGGUUCCAGGAGGAGAUCUGGCCAAGGUCCAGAGGGCUGUGUGCAUGCUGAGCAACACCACUGCCAUUGCUGAAGCCUGGGCUCGUCUCGACCACAAGUUUGACCUGAUGUACGCCAAGAGGGCCUUUGUCCACUGGUAUGUUGGGGAGGGCAUGGAGGAAGGAGAGUUCUCAGAGGCCAGAGAAGACAUGGCCGCUCUGGAGAAGGAUUAUGAAGAGGUGGGCAUUGACUCGUUUGAGGAGGAUGAGGAAGGAGAGGAAUAUUAGCAAGCUUAGAUAUGUCUUUAGUAGCUGUUGAAACAAAAUUAUAUCUUAUAACUAUCUUCGUUGAAUCUCAAGUAAAUGGGCGACUGGGUUUAAAAACAACUUUGAUUUUCUUCAUCUUUUGUUUUGGCAUGAAAUAUUUCUGAAAAUGCAGUCAAGGUGGUUUUGUUUCAGUUAUUGUAUUUUUUUUUUUUUUACAAGCUUUAUUUCAGAAUAGCAUUUUUUGAUUUGUUUAAUUUUCCCUCUGGGGGACCUCAAUAAAAUGAUCUUGAUUCAU
This is a messenger RNA of Gadus morhua (Atlantic cod), 2524 nucleotides long. Its product is annotated as tubulin alpha chain. Gene Ontology annotation, molecular function: GTP binding; structural constituent of cytoskeleton. The coding region runs from base 895 to 2250 and encodes 451 amino acids. The transcript is spliced from 3 exons. NCBI's taxonomy places the organism in Eukaryota, Metazoa, Chordata, Actinopteri, Gadiformes, Gadidae. Gene Ontology annotation, cellular component: microtubule. The record is from RefSeq and is a predicted model, not a curated record. Gene Ontology annotation, biological process: microtubule-based process.